Molecule: messenger RNA, 758 nt
Organism: Lemur catta (Ring-tailed lemur)
Lineage: Eukaryota; Metazoa; Chordata; Mammalia; Primates; Lemuridae
Gene: CCL5
Product: C-C motif chemokine ligand 5
Exons: 3
Coding region: 84-359 (91 amino acids)
Biological process (GO): inflammatory response; immune response; positive regulation of ERK1 and ERK2 cascade
Cellular component (GO): extracellular region
Molecular function (GO): CCR chemokine receptor binding; chemokine activity
Source: RefSeq, a predicted model, not a curated record
GGGCCGACCCUCGCUGCAGAGGAUUCCUGCAGAGGAGCCCGAGACAGCACGUGGAUCUCCCACAGCCUUUGCCCACCGGUACCAUGAAGGUCUCUGCGGCUGCCCUUGCUGUCGUCCUCACGGCUGCCACCCUGUGUGCGCCUGCAUCUGCCUCCCCAUAUGCCUCGGACACCACACCCUGCUGCUUUGCCUACAUCUCCCGCCCCCUGCCCCGCAGCCACCUCAAGGAGUAUUUCUACACCAGUGGCAAGUGCUCCAACCCAGCAGUCGUCUUUAUCACCCGAAAGAACCGCCAGGUGUGUGCCAACCCAGAGAAGAAAUGGGUUCGAGAGUACAUCAACUCUUUGGAGAUGAGCUAGGAUGAAGGGUACCUUGAACACGACCUUCCACAAACUCCCCUGUUGCUGCUUGCUCCUGUCCUAACCAGCCUGGGAGGCUUCCUCCCAACCCCCUGCCUCCAGCCCCUCCUUGGAGGGCACAGAUUCCACCACACGGCAGCACUAAUAAAAGCCUCCACCACCUAAAGCCUGGACAAGCUACUGAGGCUCUGCCUUGUCAAAAGGAGGUCUCUAGGCUCUGAGCUUCAGGCUCCUUGGCUUGGCCAUGGCUCUCCGACCAGGAAGGAAGUCAGUGUGCCUCCAGAGGCAGAGAAGGAAGGAAGACUGAGCUCCUGAGCUCCCAUCUCAGCUCCCUCACAAGGGCUGACAGGCAAAUAUGAAAGAUCAGCUUUCCAUUAAAAUUCUCAUUGCAGUUACAAA